Molecule: messenger RNA, 1551 nt
Organism: Didymodactylos carnosus
Lineage: Eukaryota; Metazoa; Rotifera; Eurotatoria; Philodinida; Philodinidae
Source: the annotation of a GenBank genome assembly
AUGACAACAACAGUCGCAGCUACUACAUUAAGUAUAAAUAUUCAUUUAUCACCGGAUGAAGUAUUAUUCUAUGCAAAUGAUACAUUUUAUGAAUUUGUUGAACAAUGUCUAGACGUGUUAAAAGUUGAAUGUGAAGCUUUGAACGAUAUACAAACCCGUGUAUGUUUUAGAUUGAAAGACAAUACAUAUAUGGUGAAACCGGGUACAGUAGCAGGUGUUGAAGAUUUUGUUGGGACGUUAAGAGCAAAAGACAGAGAAUAUUUGAAAAAAAUUGAACAACAACGUAAAAAAUCCCAACGAGAGGCAGAUAAUGAUGAAUCAGCAAAUACCAAUCAAACACCUGCCUCACAACCAUUGACUGCUAAUUCUUCUGCUGGAUCUUCAUUAGCGUUAUUAUCGACCGAUAAUUCUCCCUCUACGCCCUCAAAAGCGCUUCCAAGUAUCAAUGAUUGUAAGCAAUCAAUUAAUGAAUUUAUUGGAAAGUGGUGUAAAUCACACACACCAGGUAUUUUAUUACAUGAAAAUGGAAUUUACGAUAUAUCACAACUACCACCAGAUAUUCUGUCAUACUCUAAUGGUCAGUUUUUUGAUUUUAUAAAAAAGUACGUAGGUACAGCUGAAUGUGAAAUCCUAGAAAAACAAGCGAUUACAAAUGUUCGAUUACUAUUACGUAUAAAACAUCCGUUUUCACUGUUUGAUGUUAAUUGUGAAGAUUUAGUUGACCUCAAGAGACGCGCUUGUUUUAUUUAUCCAAACACAAAUGAAUAUGUUGUUCGACCAGGCAUUAAAUACAAUAUUGAGUAUGUGACUGAAUUAUUGCGAAGAUUUCAACAAAAUUUCGAUAAACUAAAUAAUAAUGAUACUAAUUUAUUCAAGACAACAACGACAUGUUUACAAGCAAAUGAACAACCAGCUACUUUAUUGAAGAAUUUAAAUGAUUUUGUGAAUAAUAGUCGUGAACAAAAUGAACACCAACCAUUUCUUUUUGCAUUUCUUGAAAAUAUUAUAAAUAAUCUAGGUCGAUCUAAAAACAAUUACGAAUACAAUGAAUAUGUUCAACGGUUUGCAACAGCACUGCAUAUACUAGUUGGUAGCAACACGUACGAAUUUAUACGUAUUAAUUUACCCGGUGCUUUACCAUAUGUUAGUACUCAGGAGCAACAUAAUAAAAAUAUUGAUCUAAAAAUGAAUGAGUGUCAAUUUCGAUUUGAUCGAUUGAAAGGACAUCUUGAUACAAUUAAUUCGAAUUUUGUAUAUUUAUCCGAAGAUUGUAGUGGAGUGGUCAGUAAAAUAUCCUACGAUGUAAGUACGAAUUCUUUUGUUGAUUUUGUACCUUCUCUUCACAAAGGAAUACCACAAACUUCUUCUUACCAAACCGAUGACUUUGAACAAUUACAAGAACGGUUUAUGACAAUCGCCAAAUCAUCACUGAUCAACAUUCAUAUGGUGGAACCGUUGUUACCAUCGUUAACUUCAACGACAACAACAAUGUCUACACAACCAUUUAAAUCGAGACCAUUUCUUUUAGCUACUUGUGUUUUUAGAUACUAA